Balaenoptera musculus (blue whale) is the source of this 2561-nucleotide messenger RNA. RefSeq lists its product as uncharacterized. Lineage: Eukaryota; Metazoa; Chordata; Mammalia; Artiodactyla; Balaenopteridae. Gene Ontology annotation, cellular component: cytoplasm. The record is from RefSeq and is a predicted model, not a curated record. Gene Ontology annotation, biological process: flagellated sperm motility; sperm individualization.
GGCCAGGGGGCCCAGGCAGUCCUGGGACCCGCGGCCAUGGGUGAGCAAACCCACUACCGAGCCCAGCUGUGCUCUGGCACCAACCCCAGGAAAUGCCAGGAACUAGGAGACUCAAUUCUUCUGAUCCUGGGCAGCUUCAUCUUGCUCAACGUGGGGAUCAACGUGGUGACUCUGCUCUGGAGGCAUCUGAAGAGCUCCUUGCGGACACUCUUCCGUCACGUUUUCCCCAAAGACAAGCAAGCCAGCUGUGUAGGCAGCCAUCGCAUGUGCAUGCGCUGCUCCGUGGAUCCCAAGAACCUGUGCUCAACAGUUUCUUCCCGCUUCCGCCAUCGCCCAAGCUUCCUGCUCGGGCACCCAAACCACCUUGACUCGUGGAUACCCGACACAAAACAUGAGAAGGCUUCUGGGUGCUGCUGGAUGCCGCCUCAGUGUGGACGGGCUGGGGCUCCCAUGGAGGCUCCACGGGGACUGUGGAAGGAGAGGGUAGUGGGAGCUGGCGAGGCCCCUCUGGUCACAGCCUUAAAGUCCCGAGCCACCUUUUACUCCAGGCAAGAGACAUCUUCCAAGCUCCGCAGGAUGAGCAAGGUGGACGUGCUUCCACUCCGCCUGGCCCAAGAGAGCAAGAUGAAGAACCCAGACUAUGACCCAGCCCAGGCCGCAGCCCGGGCCCAGACCCGCCCCCCAGUUCAGCCCCCUGUGCAUGCUCCUGCCAAGGCCCAGACCUUCUCCUCAGCCCACCCCCCUGAGCAUACCUCAGCCCAUACCCCAGCCCAGGCCCAAGCCCAGGCCCCCUCAAAUGCCUCAGCCCAGUCCCUGGGCCACACUUCUGUCUGCACCCUGACCCAUGCUCAUCUGACCUAUACCCAUGCCAACACUCUGGUCCCUCCCCCACCUUCGGCCCCAGUCCCUCCCCCAACUUCUGCCCCUGCUACUACUCCUGCCCUAGCCCCUACACCAGCCCCUGUCCCGGUCUCUGCCACAACCUCUGUCCCAGUGCUGGUCAUGGCCCUGACGACCACUCCAGUCCCUUCCACCACCCCUACCCCCAUCCUAGCUUCUAUUCCCUCUACCUUGUCUGCCUUCAGCCAAGGCCUCUCCUCCGGCCAGGUGGUCUACGAUGCCCGCAGGGUAAAGCAGAACGUGGUCCAUGUGUGUCCCCCUCAGAACUCGGGGUACUCCAGAAAGGACUUGGGUACCGUCUCCAGGCCCCAAGAGGGGCAUGGUCUGGUGAGCUCUGGUACAGCUGAGCAAACACUGAAGCAAUGUAGUGGGGACAGUGCCAAGCCCUCCACAGGAUCCAUACUGGGUUACCUGGAGUUGGGGAAUAUGGAAUGGAAGAUCUCAAAUGAUGCCAAAGACAAAUUUGUGCAGUCCAAGACCUUCCCUUACUGCAGCUUCCAUCCUUGCAGUUCUGAGAAGAGAAACACGGACCCCCAAGCUCCAGUCUACCCCCAAUUCCUGGUGUACUCCAAGGAUGCUGCACCUUCUCAACCUUGCUUCCAUUCUCCAACCAGUGCCCAGAGCUCACCAUGCGCCAUGCCUCCACCAUGCACUCUUUCUCUGCCUCUUGUUUCUCCCAGAUCCUUUGUCCUUCAUCAACACAGCAACCACCAGAAGCCCUCCGCCUUAAUACAACCCCCCACCUUUCCCCCAACCUCCAAGUCUCCUCCGUCUGUCCUCUCUUCCCAGGGCCCCAUCCCUCCCCAGUUAUCCACGACGUCCCAAACCCCAAACCAGCCCAAACCCCCUGAACUUCGUGAGAGUCUAGGCCUCAACCAAGGCUCUGUCCUCCAAAGGGCCCCAGGCCCUGCAAAAGGCUGUAGCGUUCCCAGAAACCCAGGCCUUACCCCAAAUCCAGGCCUCCACAAGAACCCUCUAGGAACUGACUCUGUCCAAGCUUUGGGCCCACAUCAGACCCGAAAGUUAUUUACAUCUGAGGCAGUUCCUCGAAAGGAGGAUGCAGGGCAGCACAGACCAUGGACUUCUGUCCCACCCAGUCAGAACUCCUGCUCUCCCAAGGCUCAGGUGACCUACAAUGACCUGCAAACCUUCUCAGAGGUACCUGUGCUGAUUGAGCUGCAAUCAUCCUCCCGGCGAGCAGGCAGCCAAGACUGGGUGUACCACCCCAUGGAUACAGUUCCUCCAGCCUGCCAGAACUAUCGCCAGAUGUCUACGCCUCCCAAGACCAGCUGGAAGCCCUACUGUCCUGGGUCAGGCAGCCGGCUAGGGCAUGUGGUCUUUGACGCCCGCCAGAGACAGUUCAGAGCGGGCAGGGACAAAUGCGAAGCUCUGUCUCCCAGGCGCCUUCACCGAGAGACAUCCAACAACUCACGGAGACCAUCAAGGAGUGGGGAUAUCAGGGGACAGAUAUGCAUGAGGAAUAAAGAGACAAGCGAAGUGUCCUGUGGUUGUGUGAGGACAUCCACCCCAGCCCCAUCCCACAGGGCCUGAUGAGGACCUAAACUAUCCCUGCUUUCCCUCCAUCGCUGUCUAGCUAAAUCCGUUCUCCCCAAGGCCCUAGAGCUGCAUUGUCAAUUACAGUAGCCACUAGCCAAAUAUGC